Messenger RNA from Entelurus aequoreus (snake pipefish), 2160 nucleotides. RefSeq names its product piggyBac transposable element-derived protein 4-like. The transcript has a single exon. NCBI's taxonomy places the organism in Eukaryota, Metazoa, Chordata, Actinopteri, Syngnathiformes, Syngnathidae. The record is from RefSeq and is a predicted model, not a curated record. Bases 178 to 1869 code for a protein of 563 amino acids.
GAUAUACUCUCUCUCUCUCUCUCUCUCUUGUUUCGAGUUUGCCUUCUAAACCAUUUCUCUGCUGCUGUUUGUGAUAUACUCUCUCUCUCUCUCUUGUUUCGAGUUUGCCUUCUAAACCAUUUCUCUGCUGCUGUUUGUGAUAUACUCUCUCUCUCUCUCUCUCUUGUUUUGAGUUUGAUGAUGCCAAACCACAAGACGUUCUCUGUCCAGGAGGUUUUGGAUCAGGUUUUUAGUGAAGAGGUAGACAUAGAGGAAAAUGUGUCUGAAAUCGAAGACAAUGUUGUGGAAGACCCUGAUUAUGGGGCAUCGUCCUCUGAUGAGGAUGAGACCCUUGAUGCUGAAGUUCCUGUCAACACUGGAACACCAGCAGACAUUUUCCUGUCCAAAAAUGGAAAGUUGUCGUGGUCCCCUGCCCCACGUCAACGGCAGGGUAGACUUAGCGCUGGUAAUGUCAUCAAAAUGGUUCCAGGCCCAACCCGAUAUGCGAUUAGCCGUGUCCAAGACAUAAAAUCUGCAUUUGAGCUCCUCAUGACACCAUCAAUUGAGAACCAUGUACUCUUGAUGACCAAUUUAGAGGGGAGUCGUGUGUUUGGGGACAGUUGGAAGCCAAUCGAUGCAAUUGACUUGCAGGCAUACAUCGGGUUGCUCAUUUUGGGGGGCGUGUACAAGUCCAAAGGCGAGGCAGCAGAAAGCCUGUGGAAUAAAGAGACUGGAAGGGCCAUCUUCCCAGCCACCAUGUCUCUGAAGAAAUUCCAUAUUAUGUCUCGUGUCCUACGGUUCGAUGACAGAGAGAAAAGACAGGGCCGGAGAGAACAUGACAAGCUGGCAGCUAUCCGGGAUGUAUGGGACAAGUGGGUUCAGCAACUGCCAUUGCUUUACAACCCAGGCCCACAUGUGACUGUGGAGGAAUGUCUGGUGGCGUUUCGUGGCCGCUGUCCAUUUAGACAGUACAUCCCGAGUAAACCAGCCAAAUACGGCAUUAAAAUAUGGGCAGCAUGUGAUGCCCAGUCGAGCUAUGCCUGGAAUAUGCAGGUCUACACCGGCAAAGCCCCUGGGGAAGCACCUGAAAAAAAUCAGGGCAUGAGGGUUGUCCUGGACAUGGCUGAGGGACUGGAGGGGCACAAUAUAACGUGCGACAACUUCUUCACCUCCUAUGCCCUUGGUGAAGAACUCGCAAAGCGGAAAGUCACCAUGCUGGGGACAGUCCGCAAGAACAAGCCAGAGCUUCCCUCUGAGCUUGUUGCAAUCAAGAACAGACAGGCUACAUCCUCAGUGUUUGCCUUCACUGAGAACGCCACAGCUGUUUCGUAUUGCCCCAAGAAAGGGAAGAACGUUGUGCUCAUGAGUACGAUGCACAAGGAUGCCCAGCUCAGCACCAGGGAGGACAAGAAGCCACAAAUGGUGUUGGACUACAAUGCCACAAAGGGUGGUGUUGACAACCUGGAUAAAGUCACAGGCACGUACAGCUGCCGACGCAUGACUGCACGAUGGCCCCUUGUUGUAUUCUUCAACAUCAUCGAUGUGAGUGCCUACAACGCUUUUGUGCUUUGGAGGGAGAUCAGUGAAGGCUGGAACAGCGAAAAGCUGUACCGGAGGAGGCUGUUCCUGGAACAGCUGGGGUACGCGCUGGUGCAACCCCAAAUUGCACGAAGAGUUGUCCUACCAAGAGCCUCAGCGGCUGCUGUGGUGAUAGUGGAGGAUGUUCAGAGGGAGGCACACACCUCCAAUCCUCCAGUGGCCAGAGGGCAAAAACGAGGCAGGUGCCAGAUCUGUUCCACUAGGAACGAUAACAAGACAACUAAUACAUGUGGGGGAUGUGGCAAAUACAUCUGCAAGGAGCACAUCCGUUGUGGAUCAUGUGCCCAGUAGUGCUUUACCCUUUCUUGGAGAGUGGGGGAUGAAUAUUGCCAUUUUUCAUUUGUUUUACAUUUCUUGAGAGAGGUAGACUCUAGGCUACUUUUUGCAGUCUGUGAAAAAAUAGGAGUGGCAGACUUUUACAGUAUUUUAGUUUUUUUGAAAUAAGACAAUAUUUUUGGUAAAUAGCCUACUGUCUUGUUAUUUUUUUCUUCAAAUAUGGACACUCCAAAUGGCCGGCCAAUGGUCAGAUAUUUGUUGUUGUUGAAAAAAAACAAAACAAAAAAAAAAAAAAUACAAAAUAUA